Molecule: messenger RNA, 2580 nt
Organism: Xenopus tropicalis (tropical clawed frog)
Lineage: Eukaryota; Metazoa; Chordata; Amphibia; Anura; Pipidae
Product: E3 ubiquitin/ISG15 ligase TRIM25
Exons: 1
Coding region: 317-1897 (526 amino acids)
Biological process (GO): antiviral innate immune response
Cellular component (GO): cytoplasm
Molecular function (GO): zinc ion binding
Source: RefSeq, a predicted model, not a curated record
GCCAAAGGAGGUGGCCUUGCUCAACAAGAGAGUUGAAUAAGAGCAGAGUCCUCCAAAUAACUCAAACACAAGCUGAGCCCAAAUCAGAAUGAGAGGAACGAGCCAGAGAUAAACACUUUGGCUUUGAGGUCUAGAACGUUCUACUCGGUUUGAUGGGUUGAACGUCCCAUAAGGAGCAACGCAACCAUUAACUCAAAGGAUUAACUGUGAAGGAGUGAAUGAGAGACUCUGCACUCUGACGUGACAUACGGAGGAAACAAGUAUCACUGGUUUCUAAGAGAAAAGAGACUGUUCCGCGAUAUUAAUCAUUUCAUUGAUGGCGGCUGCUGAUCUGAGAGAUGAAUUGAACUGCUCCAUCUGCCUGAGCAUUUAUACCGACCCGGUGUCCCUGCCCUGUGACCAUAACUUCUGCCGGGGCUGCAUUGGGGCAGCAUGGGACACCCAGGGGGGGUCUGGGAGUUAUUCCUGCCCCGAAUGCAGAGCUGAGUAUCCGGAGCGCCCUGCCCUGGAGAGGAACAAAAUACUGGCUGACAUAGCGGAGCAGUUCCUUUCUACUGACCCAGAGCAUGAUGGGACGGGGAUCUUCUGCACUUACUGUGUCCAUUCCCCUGUACCUGCUGCCAAAUCCUGUCUGCAGUGUGAGACCUCCAUGUGUGACGCCCACGUGAAAGUGCACAGCAAGUCAGCCGAACACGUCUUAACUGAACCCACCACCAACCUGGGGAACAGAAAGUGCUUUGUGCACGAUGAGCUCCUAAAGUAUUUCUGCAACGAGGAUUCGGCCUACAUUUGCGUCUCUUGCUACAUGUUUGGGGAACACAAGACUCAUCACGUGGUGUUUCUUAAUGAGAUUUUUGAGAAGAAGACAGAGAAAAUGAAAAAUAUUUUGGAUAAACUGAUCCCAGAGAGAGACGAAAUUGAGAAGAGCGUCCAGAGCCUACAGGAGCGCCAGAGAGAGGUGGAAGGGAAAGCGGCCGGUGAGGCAGAGAGAGUCACUGCCCUGUUUAGGGACAUCAAAGACCAUCUGGAAGCCCUAGAGAAACAAGUUCUAAGUGAGAUCUCCAAGCAAGAAGAGCAGUUGACCCUUCAAAUCCUUUACCAAAUCCAACAGCUGGAGAUAAAGAAGGACGAGUUGUCCAGGAAGAUCCGCCGCACGGAGGAGCUGUGCAACAUGGCUGAAUCCGUAACUAUUCUAUACGGUAGGGCAACAGACAAACCCACCUUUUGUGAUGCUCAGGGGGUAGACAAUGAGGGCAAAGGGAGAGAUGAUCAAAAAGACCCUGUUGUAGGGGAUGUGGAUGAGGGUUUCAUCUCAGAUAUGUUACUCAGAGGCUUGGGGGGUAUUGGGGCUGAACUCAACAAAAGAAUCUACGGACAGGAGGCUACAGAUAUGCUCUUAGAUAUCCACACCGCCGGGAACAAUGUGUUUCUCUCAGAUGAUUAUAAGAUGGUUUUCUGCUCCAAAAAGGACCAACGUCGCCCACGACUUCCUCAGAGGUUCCAGUAUCCCCAGGUCUUAAGCACCAGGAGCUUCCCCUCGGGGCGACAUUACUGGCAAGUGGAGGGCAGAGAAUCCGGAGGCUGGGGGGUCGGGGCGGCCUAUCCCAGUAUAGAGAGGACUGGGACUCAGUCAUGGAUUGGGAAUAAUAAGAACUCCUGGUGUUUGUACAGAGGGUAUAAGAAGUAUUCGGUGAGACAUAACAACAAAGUAACUGAUUUACCCCACGUCCCUUCCUCCCAGACAAUCAGGAUCUCAUUGGACUAUGAGGCCGGACGCCUGUCCUUCUAUGAGCUGAGUGAGCCAAUCAGGCACUUACACACCUUCACUACCUCCUUCACUGAGCCCCUUCAUGGUGCAUUCUGGGUAGGCUUGGCCAAUCUGAAACUUGUUACCUAGGGCACUUGUGCCAAAUGUAUGCCAACUCUUGCCCAUGGCCGGUGGGGCCUCAUCUUGUUUCAUGACUGCUGGUCUAUACGUCGGCCAGAUGGGAGCCAAUCUCAAUUGAGAAACAUGGCCCCUCCCCUCACAAUGAGUGGAAAUUUCAUACUUUGAACUAUUGAGGCACUGAAGACAGUUGGGUUCCAGUAGUCUGGUUUUGAGAUGAUCAGACUUUUCUGUAGUUCUUGGAGGUUGGAGGGUAUGGGGGGGGUCAAAAUAUUUAUAUCUUAGGGCAUCAAAGUACUAGAAAUGAUUGUACAGAAUACUCUAUACUCACACAGUAAAUCUGGCACCGUAACCAGCCCGGCAGUAUCGGCCCUCUGCAUUGGCCAUGCAGCCUUAUUGCCCAGUAGUGCAGUCUCCACUAUGUCUCCACUAUGGGAGCUCCAUGUUGUCUCUUCACCCUUGUAGUAAUAUUUGUUAUUAUGUGGUUGUAUUUGCCCUUAUAGAAUAGUUCUUGGAUAUGGUUUAUUUAAUAAUGACUUAUAUUUGUCAUUUGUACCAUAAAUACAAAAAACACCACAUAAAAUACAAAAAACACCACAUGGCUUUUCAUGAGGAGGAAACUAACUGCCCAAGUACAGGAAGUAGAGACAGUCACAUGAGUACCAGGAAAUACACUCCCCCAUGCACAGGAAGUA